CUCCACCAUGAACGCACUAUACCGCUAAUAGCUGAUACGCCCACAGAACUAUUAGUACGGAGCCAAGCAAUGGCGUCUCUUUACCGGGGCGUCCUCGCUGGCCUCGCGCUUCUAUUCAUGAACCUGCUGCUGAUACUGAUGGCGCGUCCCCCAUCCGCCGAUGGAGCAAGCACGGCGAAAAGCAAAAUCUCUGCAGUGUUUGUGUUCGGCGAUUCGAUCGUCGAUCCCGGCAACGACAACCACCGGCUGACGGAGGCGAAGGCCGACUUCCCGCCUUACGGGCAGGACUUCCCUGGCGGCAAGGCCACCGGGAGGUUCUCAAAUGGGAAGGUUCCCGGGGACAUGCUAGCUUCUAGGUUAGGAAUUAAGGAACUAUUGCCACCGUACCUCGGAGACGAUCUUCCAAUAAGUGAGCUACUCACCGGUGUUGUCUUCGCUUCUGGUGGCGGUGGAUAUGAUCCUUUUACUUCGAUACCCGUGAAUGCUAGAUCGAGCACUGAGCAACUUGGAUUAUUCCUCAAAUAUAAGGAGAGACUAAAAGCUUCAGUUGGAGAAGAUGAGAUGACACGUGUUAUAUCUGAAGGCAUAUACUUCACAGUAAUGGGGGCAAAUGACCUUGUAAAUAAUUAUUUUACAUUUCCUUUGAGGCCCCAUCAAUAUAAUCUUCCUUCGUACGUGAAAUUUCUUGUCUCUUCCGCCGUCAACUUUACAACAGAACUAAAUGAGAUGGGUGCAAAGAGGAUUGGAUUCAUUGGCAUUCCACCAAUUGGAUGUUGUCCCUCGCAAAGGAAACUUGGAUCAAGAGAAUGUGAGCCCAUGCUAAAUCAAGCGGCGGAACUAUUCAAUUCUGAAAUAGAAACGGAAAUUCAUCGGUUAAAUGCUGAAAAAACUAUUCAAGGCUCCAAGUUUAUUUAUCUUGACAUAUACUACAAUCUGCUUGAGCUCAUUCAGCAUCCUGGUUUUUAUGGAUUCAAGGAGGCAACCGAAGGAUGUUGUGGCAGCACCCUGCUAAAUGCAGCAAUAUUUGUUAAAAAUCAACAUGCAUGUCCAAAUGCUUAUGAUUAUAUUUUCUGGGACAGCUUUCAUCCUACUGAAAAGGCCUACAACAUUGUGGUUGAUAAACUAUUUCAAACAACGAUGCAGUAUUGAUGUGAAGAAAUUCACUCUCUAUGGUCGCAUGACCAAAUAUUAUUAGAUUUGCACUAUGAAAUUUGUAAAGGCUGGAACAUUCAUGCAAACUUGUAUUGCCAAUGAAAGUUUGCAUGCCGUCCAAAAUGGGAAAACCCUAGAGGCCCAUGAAUAUAUAAGAAUUUCGUUCUUUAGAAGAACAGACAUGAUGUGGUGGUAAAGUACUUCCCGUUUGUGCCAAGACGUCCGGGGUUCGACGCGGCCUCUCUUUAUUUCAUUGUGCAAGGAUAAGGCUUGCUUUAUAUAAUCUUUGCCUAGACUUCACCUAGUGUGCAAGCUUUUAGCACUGGGUUAGUGUAAAUUAUCGGAAAACUUAUUCAAGGGAUAGCAUGUGCACCAAAGUUUUUGAUCGAUUGCAAA
Aegilops tauschii subsp. strangulata is the source of this 1548-nucleotide messenger RNA. RefSeq names its product GDSL esterase/lipase EXL1. The record is from RefSeq and is a predicted model, not a curated record. Gene Ontology annotation, molecular function: hydrolase activity, acting on ester bonds. NCBI's taxonomy places the organism in Eukaryota, Viridiplantae, Streptophyta, Magnoliopsida, Poales, Poaceae.